AUGAGGCAAUGGCUGGGUGAUGUUUUGUUCAAAGCACAAUUCGCCGCGGUCGCUGGCAAGCGAUACGACAACAUCAUAUCUGCAUUUGUCCAGCUGAGCGGUGAAGAGAGGGCUGGCAAUGCCAAGUGCAAGAACUGCGCGAAGGUUCCUAUUUAUCCUCAAUGCAUAUCCCGUCCCGAUAUCCAAAAGGGCUCGUGUGGAUGUUGCAUCUACAACAAGAAUGCCAGUCGAUGCAGUUUGCGAGGCGAUGACAACGAUGCGCCAUUACCAGGGCACGUUGAAAGUACAACGGCGCAUGCUGCAAGAGAUCCGUCGUAUGAGCUCUUCAGUCCUAAUGAAAGAUCUGAUGGCGGUUCCCAGAAGAUAUCUGGUUCUGUGAAUGCGCCAGAGAGACACACAGCACGGAGUAGUGUCACUACCCUCAAGUCUCGCGUGUCGACCACAGGCUCCUCUCUAGAGGAAAUUCCCGCAACCGGUCCUUUGAAACGUUCAAAAGCAGUCGAAAACAAUUCUAGUCUGACGACAAGGACCGCGGCCAGUGUCACUGAUGGCGUUGCACAGCAGGCCUCUGGAAGCACUUCCCACCAUACCAAAGCCGCCGAGACCCUGCUUGCCCGUACCAUAGGCGUAUCAUCCGACUCAAUGCGUGUGCCAAGCAACGCAACCGCGAAUCAAGACACCAUAGUUGUUGCGCCUAGGCGAUCUGCCUCAUUCGAGCCUGGAUCUAACACCGCUCAAGAGAAUCUCGAGUCCCGGGCCACCACAACCUCUGAGGAUCUAUACACCAGCACCCCAGCACGCGUAAAAGAUGUCUCCAAGGCAGAAAUUCUUGUGAACAACCAGCGCUCUCCAUCACCGGAAAUCGAGAUCAUCUAUCCCCAACCCGCUGCAUCCAGCACAACUCUCGUCCCAAAACCAAACCACAACACUGCCUCAACAUCUGGCACAGCACAGUCCCAACCCUCAAAUUCUCACGUCAUCCCCAUCCUCAGCAAAGCAGACCAACGUCGCAUCCUCUGUCGAGCUUUCUGCACGUUCAAGAAGGGCGAGACAAAGAUCAGAAACAUGAACUUCCGCGGCUGCGAAACUUUCGACCGCUUCGUCAGUCAACUAACAGAGACCAGAAAUCGCGCACUCGACUUGAAACAUUUCUGCUAUAGCUUGCCACCACACGAGGAGGAUUAUGUCAUUGAUGCCGAGGACCUGGAAGCUUAUCAGGAUCUUCUUAUGCAGGCGAAGGAGCUGCUGAGAGAUAUGCCAGACAAUGAGAUAUUGCGGAUACGUGUUAACGCAAGGCUUUGA
Messenger RNA from Pseudocercospora fijiensis CIRAD86, 1302 nucleotides. RefSeq lists its product as uncharacterized. The coding region runs from base 1 to 1302 and encodes 433 amino acids. The transcript has 2 exons. The record is from RefSeq and is a predicted model, not a curated record. Lineage: Eukaryota; Fungi; Ascomycota; Dothideomycetes; Mycosphaerellales; Mycosphaerellaceae.